AUGCUUUCGUACUCAAAUUACUGUACGUCUUAUUCAGCAGAUAAUUUCAGAAUAUUUCAAUCUGGAAAUGCCUGUAUAUGUUAAAAUGAAUACUAUGAAAAUUCUCAAAGCUUAGCAUAUAAUUAAUGCGAUAUUUCAUGUCCUACUUGCUCAUCGAUAGCCACCUAUUGCACAUCAUGUGAUUCUUUACUUAAUCUUAGCUUAAAUUAACAAAAUGUGUGUUUAUGUUAAUCUAUCAAUUUUUUAGUGUAACCUCAAAAUAAUGCCAGGGUAUCAAACAUAAUAACACAUUUCUUUUCUAGCUUUGUCGGGAAUAUAAAGGAGUGGCAUAUUAAUGUAUUGAAUGUGGCAAGAUAAAAAGAUAUUUUGAUCCAGAUAACUUAAAAUGUCCAUGUAUAGAUGGAUACUAUGAAACUAAUUCAAAAUAGUGAUCGUUAAAUAAAAUUUACAUCAUAGUAUGUGAUCUGA
Molecule: messenger RNA, 468 nt
Organism: Paramecium tetraurelia
Lineage: Eukaryota; Ciliophora; Oligohymenophorea; Peniculida; Parameciidae
Exons: 1
Source: RefSeq, a predicted model, not a curated record